AUGCCACUCUGCAUCCUACCAUGGCAAUCCCUCUGCGAAACGCACUUGAGGAGAGUUCUCGAUGCUUUGGACGUUGGUAGCAGCUUUCGGGCUGAUCUUAUAAGAUGUAUUAUGCUUACUGCAUUGCGGGGAUCGGAUCAUGGCCAUCAACAGUUCGACAUGAACAUAAAUUUGAAUUUGGCAACCGCAGAGGAAGUCGAAAUGGAAGACAUCUCCAUUGGAGGAUACGAGUCAGAUCCGGAUCAAGUCGCGCGGGGUGUCUCCAGAAGCACCAUUGAAAAGCUCGAGCAGAAGAGCUGCUCUGUCCAGGAUGGCAGUGGAUGCUGUUGUAUUUGUUUAGAGGAACUGAAUGGGGAAGAUAAAGUGAUGGAGAUACCGUGUUCGCAUCUCUUUCACAGCAGAUGCAUCGUCAAGUGGCUGGAGAGGAUCGAUUCGUGUCCGCUGUGUCGUACUAGAGUAGAAGUAGAAGUUCCAGAGUAG
Molecule: messenger RNA, 480 nt
Organism: Rhodamnia argentea
Lineage: Eukaryota; Viridiplantae; Streptophyta; Magnoliopsida; Myrtales; Myrtaceae
Product: E3 ubiquitin-protein ligase RNF181-like
Exons: 1
Coding region: 1-480 (159 amino acids)
Source: RefSeq, a predicted model, not a curated record